Messenger RNA from Clunio marinus, 471 nucleotides. Lineage: Eukaryota; Metazoa; Arthropoda; Insecta; Diptera; Chironomidae. The record is from the annotation of a GenBank genome assembly.
AUGUUAGAUGUUAAACAUAUUAGGAUCAUCCUUGUUCAUAUGUUGUUAUCUAUGUUGUUAGCUAUUCGCCUUUGUUUUCCAGACACAAACGCAAGAGAAUUUUGCUUGCAUUUCAAUAGCUCCGAUGUUCUUACAUUUAUUUAUUACUUUCAUUCUGCUUCUGCUUCUGUUUCUGCUACACAACACUGCACAAUAGCGUUGAAUUUUAAUUUUUUCAUACGUCACGUUUCUCAAAAUCUUCAACAGAACAUAACUCUAAUGAACAUUCAAGUUAGCACUUCUCAAAAUAAUUUCUUUUAUUUGCUUGCAAACUUUGUUUUAAAUGACAUCGAAAAUGCUGGGAAAAUAUAUAAUUAUGAGAACCUUCGCCACAACAACAUCAAUUUACCAAAAUCAAAUGAAUUCCAUUAUACUUCUUGCUUCAUUCAACCUUAUUUUACCCUGAAGACUAAUCAUUUACAGAGCAAAUAG